UGAAACUGCUCUUUUCUCUGCUGCAUUCUCCCUGGCCUUUCACGGAUUUUUAAGAGUGGGCGAACUAACAGUUAAUACAAGCAAAGGUCGUCAACAAAACGCAAUUCAAAUAGACAAUUCGUCCAUAAAUCAUGAAACACAAUCUCUCUUAUUGACUAUCCAGUUUUCAAAAACGGAUCAGUUUGGUAAAGGUAUAGUAUUACAAAUAGACAAGCAGGGUGGUGUAGCAUGUCCAUAUCAGCUCGUUACCAACUACGUCAGCAUCCGUCCAGAGGGUUCAGGUCCAAUUUUUCGACAUUUCGAUUUAUCCCCACUCACCCGAUAUCAGUUUACAGGGGUACUUUGUAAAGCAGUUAAGCACCUUAACUUACCUGGUAGCUCAGGAUACAAAUCUCACUCUUUUCGUAUCGGUGCGAGUACUAAUCUCGCUUUAAAGGGUUUCUCAACUGAUGACAUUCAGAGAUCUGGCCGUUGGAAAUCUUCUUCUUACAAAUCUUACAUUCGCAUACGAAAGUUUUAAUUCAAUUUUAGAUACACAGACAAUAUGGUUGCUGGGUUCAUCAAUAAUUAAGCAUGCCUUUUUGGAAGCUGUAUUAAGACCAGGUGGUACAAAUUUGACACUAGAAAGAAAACACAUCUCCCUGUGGUGGCAGGGUUAUAGUGGCCUCCAGUUAAGUAAAACAAGGCAAAAGAUUAGAACACUUGAAAAGGUGGGUCCUGUACCGAAUUUUAUUUUUAUACAUUGUGGGGGGGGGGAUGAUUUGGGUAAGUUAUCGAUCAGGAAAAUAAGAGUUGUUGCAAAGCAGUUGGAUUUGUUUAUAAGAAAUCGCUUUCAAAACAUCAAGAUUAUAUGGUCAUUUAUCCUUCCGCGUCUUCAAUGGCGCUAUUCAGCAAACUUAAAAGCCAUGGAAAAUGCACGCAAACGGCUAAAUUCUUGCAUAGCUUCAAUUGUCUUGCAAUCUGGGGAUGCAAUAAUCCGCCAUACAGAUAUAAAACCUGUUCCAGCUUUGUUUUUACAGGAUGGGGUACACAUGUCCUCGUUGGGGAAUAACAUUUUUCUAAACUUCCUCCAGGGGGGACUUGAGGCUAUCGUUGUGCAUGGCCAAUCCUGCUUUCCCAAUUAGCAAGGGUCCUGGGUACGGCUGUUCCUAUAUGCCGCUUUACCCCCACCAUGGUGGCGGAGUUCCCUGGAUGAGUCUCAUUCUGAACCUUGUCUCAGGGAACUUGUGGCGUAAAAGCGGCAUUCUGGUAGUAAAUAUUAUAAAGUGAGCUUUGACCUCUGCACCUCCCAGGGUCAAUGCUUUCUAUAUAUACGGUGAAAUUUGAACUUUGAUGUUGUUGUGAACUUU
This is a messenger RNA of Saccostrea echinata, 1349 nucleotides long. RefSeq lists its product as uncharacterized. The record is from RefSeq and is a predicted model, not a curated record. The coding region runs from base 450 to 1124 and encodes 224 amino acids. NCBI's taxonomy places the organism in Eukaryota, Metazoa, Mollusca, Bivalvia, Ostreida, Ostreidae. The transcript has a single exon.